Heterotrigona itama is the source of this 1603-nucleotide messenger RNA. The record is from the annotation of a GenBank genome assembly. NCBI's taxonomy places the organism in Eukaryota, Metazoa, Arthropoda, Insecta, Hymenoptera, Apidae.
AUGAACGUGCUUCAAAAUCUGUUUGUACAAUCUCAAAUAGAACGUACAGAUAAUAACGUGUACCAACAUGCAAGUUUUACAAAUUUCUCAGAAAGUAUAAAUGCGGAAGUAAGGAGCGCGAUUAGAGUGCUACAUGGCUGGUGCCCCAGGCCGCCCCAGGGGCACCGCGGUGACACGGUCCUGAUGUCACCACAGACCCAAAUGCGAGGAAAUCAUAGAAACGCAGGACCAACGCAGCAACCACCGCCAGCCACUGUUGUAGUCAGUUCAACGUCCAGUAUGAGACCACCGCCGCCGCCGCCGCCCCCCAGAGCCAGAGCCUCGAACGAGGGCAAGGGCCACCACGAGGAACCUACCAGCUCCAUUCCCGAUCUCGGUAAGUUAUACAUUUUUUUUUUUUUUCUCCCUUUCCACUCUUCCCCCCUUCUAUUUUACGGCUAUAUUUCAUUGGACAAUUAAGGGGAGUUGUUACGUGAUUCUUUGCGGUAUAAAGCGAAGCAUUGAAAUCUCGGAUAUAGGUAUCAUUUUCAUCGUGUGUAUCAUUUUAUUGUGUGUUUCGCGGAUGAGGCGACGUCGUCACUUCGAAACUUGAAAAUUCAAAACUUUUCAACGAGAGGUCGAUAUAUAAAAAAUUACGUUGCACGCUUCAUUCUGCAAUUGAAGCCUUUGGUGAAACUUUGAACAAAGUUUCUCUUUAUUAUUGCUUUAUCGUUUGAUAGGAACGGAAAUUUCUUUUGUCUUUGAAAUAGGUAGAAUGGUGAGACAAAUUGUAACCAAAACUAUAGGUAAAUGUCAUUGAAAAUAUUGCAUAUGAAAAUCAGGAUAAAAAAACAGUAUAAUGUUCUAAUGUUUAAAGUUUGAUUAGUGUCAAACGUGGAUUUUUAAUUCUCGACAAUUUAUUUCGCUUUCAACGAAAAUACACAAAUAAUAAUGAUUAAAUUUGGAUUUUGAGCCUUUCUUACUUAUCGAAAUGCGCAGAAAUGGAUAAUUUCGAUUGAUAUUAUUAAUCUGGUUCUUUUUUUUUUUUAAUGAUAUGGCGCCUUUUACGGUAACGAUUGCAAAAAAUCGAUAUACACUUAAGACACAUCGCUUUUUUGUACGUAGAAAGUGGAGUAGUUUCAUCGGGGCGAUGAUUUACUGUUAACGAUCGAGCCGAUUGGUCCAGAGCGUGUAAAUUCUAGAUAUCCGUAAGUUACCCGACAAGUUUCUCAAACCUUGAAUUUUAAUUUGAAUUUAAGUGGACUGUCUGUGUAUCAGAAGUUUUUUACGUUCGUUUCUGUUCGACUCGCCAUUCCGAAAUCAUGAAACGUGGCAAAAGUGAAAAAUCUGUCAGGAAUGUUUGGAAGUUCUCGAUUAAUAAACAUUUUAAGUUAACUCUUUAUAAACAUCGUGAUAUGAUACAAAUAUCGAUGCGAUAAAUUUUAUCUUUGGAUUAUUCAAAUUCAGAUGGUAAUGUUCAAUGAAUUUACAAUGUCAAGAAAAUCAAAACCACUGAUCGGAAGAUAACACGUGUUUAGAUUGGUAAGAUUCGAACGAAUAUCUUCUAACGAGAUUUUAAUUAAUUAUAGUUGAAAAUUUCCAUUACCUUGCCCAAGAUAGUUAG